CAUCUUACUAAUGCAAACGCUUGCUACUUCCAUUUGAGAAAAGUUAACCAUUGAUUUUAGGCAUAGACUAGUAAUCACUAAUCAAAUAAAUACCAAUUGUUGCAUCACUGGGUUAUUAUCUUAAAUAAUUAUAUGAAUAAGGUUCAGUAGUGUAGAAAAGAUCUUUAUCAUUACUAUUGACUUUACUCCUAGUCAUAUAAUCUCGUAUGAGAUAAAAGAUUUGAGUGUGUUCUUUAAUUGUUCAAGAAAGAUAAAUUCAGCGGCUGCAUUGUCAACAAUGAUGCAAUAAGCCAAUAUUUGACUUUUAUGAAAAUAUAUAUGUCUAGAACCAACGAUAAUCCUCAAAUUUAGCAAGUAUCAAAGCCUUGUUUGUUGAUUUAAAUAGGGUGAUGGAAGGAUUUAUUAUCCGUCUUGAAGAGAGAUUUGAUUUGAAAUUGACCGAUAAAAACCAUCAUUUUGAAGAGGUAUGUUGAAAUUCACAUAAGAAGUUUAAAAAAAGUAACAUUAAUAUGUAAAACAUUAGAGCAUAAAUUUCUGUAGAUUUUUAUGUGUUUCGCCUUUGGAAUCCACAAAAAGUUUAAAAAGCGGUCACAAAAGAUGUGGGAUAAGGAUCGAUUAUGAUAAGUUUGUUGGAAUGUUCUCGAGAGUCACCGACAUGUGACGGUUCACGAUUGAUGAGUUUAAAAAAAACAAUUAUUUAGUCAAAGAAAAAUAAAAAAAAAUAAUAUUUUUUAAAAAACCUUUAAGGAUAAUCAUGGUCUUAGGACCAAUUACUUUUCUGUUGAAAUUCCAUGGGAAACCCGGAUCUAAGAAGAUCCAGGCAACUACCAUAAUAUAAUAAUCCCAACACAAGUAGAAAAAAAACACACCCAAUAAUCAUACCGAAUUGUUUUGAAAAGAAUCAUAAAUCAAACGCAUAUAUCGAAUACGACUACCAAAACCAACUCAAUCCCUUAAAAAGCCGCAAUUGAAUUUAAACCAUCACAAAAUCUUAAGUCUAUAUCUCAUCACGUUCUCAAAACAAAUAAUUAAACGAAUAUAUUAUCUAUGAUUAUGAGUCAACAUUUCUUUGUCGUCAUGCUUCUUGAAGACAUAUAUACGUCAUUCCUCACUUUCAAUAAUAGUGCAUAUCAACGUGACUUCCCUGAACGUAAUACGUAAGUACCUGGUCCACAUUUAACGGACGGACAUUCUUUUCUGAAGCUCUAGACAUUAUCGGACCCAUCAACCGUCGCAAAAUUGCAGAACCGCGAGCUUCACUUUUCUUAUGCUUAUGCUUGCGUCUUAUUCACCUUGGUGUUCGUCUUGCACCGCACCCCUUAUAUGCGCUUGUCUAAGCAUCUGAUCCAGAUGAAGCUUCGAUCUUUUAUUAUUUUCUUCCACAUCGAGGGCUUCACGAAAACCAUCUUCAAACUCUCUCUCUCCAGGAGCAAAAAUUAAACCUAAAUCAUAACGGCUCUAACAAGUAACAAGUAAAAUCAGGGCAUUAUAAAGAACAAGUAAAUUAGGGUUUUAUGAUUACCAAAAAAAUAGGGUUUUAAAUUUUAUAAUAAUAUUGUAAAAUGUAAUGGGCCUGUGGCCCAUUUAUGGAUGGUAAAUGCAUGCAACGGGGUAAUGUCUACGUCAGUCUUCAGCUUUUUCGAACCUUUUCUUAUGACCGUUCGAUUUGGUUUCUUUGAGAAUCAAUGGUUCCAAGUAUAAAAUGCAUAAAUUUGUUAUAAACGUGUGGAGUGGAGAGUGAUAAUUAAUUACAAGAACACAAAACCAAAUCUCCCUCUACUCACGGAAUCUGAUACCUGAGUGGAGCAAAGCCUUACUUCAAGUAUUAUCAACCUCCUUUACGAUUCUGUGAUACUUGUUUAAUCUGUUUCUUUUGUCUCGCUCUGGUUAAGUAAAGAAUCUGUUUCUUGCUUGGAAAGCAAUAUGGAUGUUUAAAGUUUUCUUGUUCUUGUUUAAUGCAUGCUAAACCAAAAAAAAUAACCGAAUGAGGAUGAUGAUGACGAAUGUGUUUAGUCGAAUUGAUCUUUCGAGUUUCGUUACAGGUACAACAGAACAUACGUGGCAACCAACAAUGUCUGCAGAGACAAACAUCCCAAGUUACUGGCUUAACUGGAGAUUCUUUGUCUGCGCAAUCUUCAUCUUAACGUCCCUGUUUCUAUCUUCUUUCCUCAUUUGGAAAUACGAAGGACCUGUAAAACGCAAGGCUGAUGAUCAAAGAGAACCGGUAGGAGUUGUAUACGAUGAUGAAACUUGGAAUACUUGCGUGGCAAGGAUUCAUCCGAAUUGGCUUUUAGGUUUUCGAGUUUUCGGUUUUGUUGUUCUUUUGGGACUCAUCUCUGGUAAUGCCAUAGCUGAUGGAGCCAGCAUCUUCAUCUUUUACACUCAAUUGACUUUCAUAUUGGUCACAAUCUACUUUGGGCUUGGAGCCUUGUUGUCCAUAUACAGAUAUAAAUCUGGUGAGAAUUGUCUGAACGGAGUCAGUACAGCUGAUGAAGAGCUAGGGUCGUAUAGACCUCCCAUGAAUGGCGAAAAUUCGAAUGUGUUUAAAUUCUCAAACGGACACGAGAGACACAACACGUCUACACGUCAAGUUGCAUCUACAUUGGGUUACAUCCAUCAGGCUCUUUAUCAAACUUGUGGAGGAGCAGUAUUGCUCACAGAUGGUGUGUUUUGGUUCAUUAUCUACCCUUUUCUCACAUCCAAAGAUUUCAGUCUCAGUUUUUUCAUUGUGGUUAUGCACUCGGUCAACGCUGUCUUCCUCCUCGGUGAAACUUUCUUGAACUCUCUGCGAUUCCCAUUGUUCAGGAUUUCAUACUUUGUGGUAUGGACAGGCGUAUUCGUGCUAUUCCAAUGGAUCGUUCAUGCUUGUGUCUCCUUCUGGUGGCCAUACCCAUUCUUGGAUGUAUCAUCAGCCUAUGCUCCUUUAUGGUAUGCUGCUGUUGGGUUGAUGCACUUACCAUGCUUUGGAUUAUUUGCUUUGAUCGUGAAGUUGAAGUACUUGUGGCUCUCAAAAUGUUUCUCAGAUGAACCAUAUAGUAAUAGAUAGCAUAAUGCAUAUAUAUACUUGAAUGCCUAUAGAACAUAGUACAAAGAAAAAUGUUUAAGACUCUCAUGUACAGGUUCAGGUCCACUCUCCUAUUCUCCUGCCUUCUUUAUCAAUUUUUUUUUUUUUUUGUAAAUAAUAACAUUCAAAGUUAGUUUUGAAGGAACAGAUAUAAUCACUU
Molecule: messenger RNA, 3224 nt
Organism: Brassica napus (rape)
Lineage: Eukaryota; Viridiplantae; Streptophyta; Magnoliopsida; Brassicales; Brassicaceae
Exons: 8
Coding region: 1985-3046 (353 amino acids)
Cellular component (GO): membrane
Source: RefSeq, a predicted model, not a curated record